UCAAAUUUCAAAAACGACGCAGCAACUCUCACACACCUCUCUCUCUCUCUCUCGCUCGCUGUCUCCCUCUGAUUAAUCCCUAAAUAAAGAGAAUUAAAGAAAAACAGAGAAACGGCGGAUUGGAUGAUAUGAUAUGCGCAUUGUUGAAGCGAGAAAUCAGACUGAUUAGCAGAUCGGUGUUGAGAUUUAUUGAUAGAACGGUGUCAAGGGCCAUGGGCUGUUUCUUUGGUUGUUUUCGUGUUAGGGAUGAUGGCCGGCGACAUCACCUCGUUUCCGGUUCCUCUCGAUCUAAACCAACUAAUGCCAACCAGGACGCUGUGGAAUCUAAAAAUCGCUUAUCUUCUCUGUUUUUGUCUGAAGAGAGAGAAGAUUUUGUGUACGAUGACAGGAAAAAUCAUUACUCGGGAUCUCCACAAAUCAACAAGGAACUGAUAAAUGAGGCCAAAUUUCUAAAAGCCUGUGGCACUUUACCUGAGACACCUUCAGAAAUUCGGAAAGCAUCUGAAAAGUUAAAAGUUUCAGCUCCACUUGGCAAAGAUUUAGAGUCUUCAGAUUUUCACUCUUGGCUUCCCAACGCUUCCAUCAAGAAACUUCAGUUGGAUAAGGAAACUGAUCAGCCCCCUACUCCCGUCAAACUCUAUGAAGAGAGGGGAAAUCUUUCAGCCUCUUCCGUGCACACACCUAGCAGCUGCAUGCCUAAUGCACAGAACAUUGGAAGGAUAUCUAUCAGCUCUGUCGAAGAUGGGGAGAUGGGAAGUCCUCAAACAGCAACAAACGUUCCUACCAAGAACAAGUCGGUUCGCUUUCACUGCAAUCUCGAUACCUCUUCAUCUAAAGGUUCUUCGUCUGAAAAUGGGGGACAGAUUUUUAGGAAAUUUGAAUCUCCAGCGGAUCCGAGUGUGUCAAAGCCUUCUCCCAAACCAACUCCAUUAAAACUUUCUGAUGAGAUGCAAACACCUGGAACAGCUUUCCCUGCAAAUAUAGAACUUUUAGCAAAUGGGAAGAGUAGAAUUAGGUCUCAGUAUGUGUAUCCAGUCUUGAAUCCAGUUGAGAAUGCCUCUCAAUGGAAGGUGCUGAAGGAAGAUGAUUCUAGUUCUCUUCAACUGUCAAGUCAAACUUCUGAGCACCUGGAAAAUUCAACUCCCAAAUCAGUUGGAGUGAAGGAAACUUCCUCUGUACCACAAUUGAAGACAGAAGCAACCUUGUCUUCUUGGUUUAAGCCUCAACAAUUCGCACAUGCUAAUGAUGGUCCAAAUGAUGGAAUUGCAUCUAGCAAAAAUAACCCUUGUGAUAGAACAAUUAUGGACAGGCCUAUCAUUGGGAUGGUUGCUGCUCAUUGGAAUGAGAAUGAGCCUUCUCAAAUCCCUCCAAAGUGGUGGGAUGGGAAUGGAAUCCCAAAUUCAACUAAUAAAUACAAGGAAGAUCAGAAAGUUAGUUGGCAUGCAACACCGUUUGAGGAGAGGUUAGAGAAGGCACUGUCUGAAGAGAGUUUUAUCUCGCAAAGGAAGCAGGUCACUGGGAGACCGAUAGAUUUUGAUGAGCACGACGAAAGUGAUACCGCUCUAUCUAAGUUACAGGCUUCAACACAUUCCAAGUCAGUUGUUUCAUUCUGAUGAGCAACGGUGUCGCUGUUGACGUUCCAAUGAAUUGUGAGUUUAUUUUACAGUUGUGAUUGUCGUGAAAUGCACUCAAAGAUCAAGUUCUUUUGAAUCUCAAUUGAAGCAUCAAAUAUCAGGAUUUGCACGGUGCAAAUGCAACUGUUAAUAUAGUUCUGUCAAAACACUCGACACAGCAGGAACUGCUUCUAGUGUGAAUUUAAAAGUCAGUAAUGCAAUAACUGACUUUGGAAUGGGGGGAUGUUAAGACUUCAGAUUGCUCAUGUUUAUAAAGAGAAUUCGAUUCGAUAGGUCUUCUGAUAGUCUUGCAAAUCAUGCAUUUCAUGUCAUUCUUCCUUUCCAAAUGUUCUCUUAUCUGAUAUUGGGGGGCAUGUGGAGGUUGCAGAACCCCCUUUUUCGUAUAGCGUGCACAGUGCCUCGAGUCUUCGUAAAACCAGAGCUGCUGCUUCAGGUUGCCAUGUCUAUUAUAUAAGAACAGAAGCACACUCCUCAGACUCACACUCACUCGCCCACUACUUCCCUGAGUCUCUCUUCCAACCAAA
Molecule: messenger RNA, 2158 nt
Organism: Manihot esculenta (cassava)
Lineage: Eukaryota; Viridiplantae; Streptophyta; Magnoliopsida; Malpighiales; Euphorbiaceae
Product: protein JASON
Exons: 8
Coding region: 129-1613 (494 amino acids)
Biological process (GO): male meiosis II
Source: RefSeq, a predicted model, not a curated record